Molecule: messenger RNA, 986 nt
Organism: Nilaparvata lugens (brown planthopper)
Lineage: Eukaryota; Metazoa; Arthropoda; Insecta; Hemiptera; Delphacidae
Product: ribosomal RNA small subunit methyltransferase NEP1
Exons: 5
Coding region: 259-957 (232 amino acids)
Biological process (GO): rRNA base methylation
Cellular component (GO): small-subunit processome; nucleolus
Molecular function (GO): rRNA binding; rRNA (pseudouridine) methyltransferase activity
Source: RefSeq, a predicted model, not a curated record
AGUUGGUCUUGGUCAAAUCAAGAAGCACUCGUCAAUUUGAGAUUGAGGUUAUGUAAAGUUUACAUAAAUUUUGUGCAGCGUGCUCAGUAUGCCGUGUUGUUCAAAUUUUUAUAUUUAGAUUUGUUAUUCAUAUAUGACUAAUUAUUAAUUCAAUAAGUUACUAUAUAAUAAGGUAUUAAUGAUCUCUGUGUUUUUGACAUAACUGUUACUAUAUUUCAUCUCUCAUCUAAUCCAAGCUGUAUCAACUUAUCCACUGAAAUGGGAAAACGAAAGUUGAAAGAGGAUGAAUUCGAUCCUGCUCCAAAGCAUUUAGGACUUGCUCCACACAUUAGGAACCAGGAGAAACGAUUAAUUGUUAUUUUGGAAAGAGCCCAGUUAGAAUCUGUCAAGGUAGGGAAUUCUUAUGAACUUUUGAACUGUGACGACCACAAAGGUAUUUUAAAGAAAAAUGACAGAGAUAUAGGAAGUUGUAGACCAGACAUUGUGCAUCAGUGUCUUCUAAUGUUGUUUGACAGUCCGCUAAACAGGGCGGCGCUUCUUCAGGUAUAUAUUCACACAGAAAAAAAUGUUCUCAUUGAAAUCAAUCCACAAACAAGGAUACCUCGAACAUUCAAGAGGUUUGCCGGUCUAAUGGUGCAACUUCUUCACAAAUUCAAUGUGCGAUCUUCCGAUGGUCCAAUGAAACUGCUGAAGGUUAUCAAGAACCCAAUCACCGACCACCUGCCUCCUGGUUGCAAGAAAAUUGGCACGUCGUUUUCCUCCAACAAAAUUGUUCACCCAAAAACUAUUGUUCCGGAAAAUGAGCCUCUUGUGGUUGUAGUGGGUGCUAUGGCGCACGGUCAGGUGGAUGCUGAUUACAUUGAAGAGACGAUUUCAAUUAGUAACUACCCACUCUCAGCAGCACUGACUUGUACGAAAAUUUGCUCCGCCUUUGAAGAAGCAUGGAAUGUUGUUUGAUUUAUAAUAAAAUGUUUAUCUAAUCCAAA